GUCAAUGUCGUUGUCAAUACAGCUGAAACAAUGUCAUAGUUUUAUCAUAAAAUAAAUCGUGUUUAUCUAUAUUUUAUUGUGAGAAUAUUGCAAUAAUCAUGCCCAAACCAAAAGUUGAAUUUCGUGAUAUUUCAUUGGGUCUACAAAUCAUCAGAAAUUUUCUUUUAGGCAGGAACUUUACUAUAGCCUUGCGGUUCGAGCCGAUGUUGUCGGCUAGGACCCAGCCUCAACCAGAGCUUCCUGAUGGAGUAACACACAAACACGCUCAUAACUACUACUACACACGAGAUGGUAGAAGGGAGAUGGCGCCACCUCUGGACCUUACACAACAACUGCUAACUGAUGGUGCUGGAAAGGGAGAACCUAAAACUGCAUCAGUAAAAAUUCCAAAGCCUGGAAAUGUUCAUCUUUGGGAUCAGCAUUAUUACAACAAUUAAUUAUGCAUAAAGUCUGUGCUUACAUUUAAAAUAUAGAUUCUAUUAAAUAGUCAA
Molecule: messenger RNA, 491 nt
Organism: Papilio xuthus (Asian swallowtail)
Lineage: Eukaryota; Metazoa; Arthropoda; Insecta; Lepidoptera; Papilionidae
Source: RefSeq, a predicted model, not a curated record